UUUUAAGUGAUCUCUAGGGACUGUUAAAAGGCGAAGUUCAAGCCUGCACUUAUCGCAUGCUAGAGGCGUUUGCAUCCGUGGACCGAUGCCCUUAUUUGGCGGCAAGGACAGCGUUCCAUCACUGGGAUUGGCCAACCGUAAUGUCUAUUCAAACAAUCUUUCAGACUGUUUAAUUCAUUCAAACAAAACAUGAACGAAGUCGCGCACCAAGUGUAGCCCUCUGCUAAAAGGCCUUCUUGUGCGCUUCUUUACUGAUUGAAGCACUUCCCUGGGCCAUUUACGAGAGGAUUAUCAACAAAUGACGCGCGGUUCUUGAAGAGUUUCACAUCCUCGAUUCUUGGAACUUGUAGACAGGUCAAAAUGCCGCCUCGAAGAAAAGGCACGCAAGCCAUACGCAAAAGCGUUAUGGUACACAUCGAUCAGUCCGCAUGCGAUCUCAUCCACAAACCCGUACAAAGCGCACGUGAAUAGUUACAUGUAUUUGGUGGUCAAAAACCACAAUUUAAUCGCAGUAACGACCCGCCAUUUCUCCCAGAUCAUGCUACUUUGAUUGCUUAUCAAUGAUAUCCUGCCAGAGCCAAAUGAAUCGAUUGAUAUUUGGAAUUAUUGGAAUGGAUCCAGAGGAAUAGAUGUCCCGGGCUUCUGCGGGUGAUGGAAAGUGGAAUUUUGUCUGCAAAUAGGAUCUCAAGAGUAUUAAACUUAUGUCUAUUUUAUUUUAGUCGCAAAAAUAAAUGUGGUAACCGAAUAACUAAUGCAUUUUUCGCAUCAGUAAGGACACCGAAAAAGAAGUCAGCCAUGACCCUGUUGGAUUGCGCUGUCUGACCCGAUCAUAAUUAAAACGGAAAGAGUUACAUUCUCAGAAACUGGACUCUGUUAAAAAUUCCUGCUAUGUUUAAAAGUGAAGAAAUUGCUAACAGAACAUUUUCAGAGCGGCUGACACGUUUUGUCGUGAAACUAAUACAGAAAUGGCUGAGUGAUCAUUGAUCCGUCUUUCUCAAAGAAUAGGCUAUUAACGAGUAAGCAUCGACAAAUCGGCUUUUGCUGAUUACAUUAUCUUGUGGAAGCUUGAAAAUAAUAAUCGAGACCUUUUGAUUGUGAUCCAUUGAAUUUUAAAUGUUAGUUUUUGCAAUUGGGAGUUCCUAGUUUGUCACCCUCAAGACAAAGAUUAGUCAAUGAGAGCUUUUAUUUUCGUUGAACAUGUUAACUUGCACAGUAAAAGGGUCUCGGUCACGUAUUCGAGUUGAAUACUUCCUCGACACGUUCCUAAGAAUCUGCUGUCAGAUCCACGGUUCCCGAUACCUGUUCCUGUUUUUAAGUGCAGACUGCUUUUUGACCCGUGCUUUGUCCGGAAUCUGUUUGUCAUAAUCAUUGAAGCGAGUCAACCUUGAACCCAACGGGAAAAACAAAGAGUGUAGUAGCAUCAAGUUUGUUUGUCCGUCACCUCCCACUGAAAUCAGCUCACAAACAGCUAUAAGACGCCUUGCGUGCCCGUAACCAGAACCUCUCGAGCACCGCUUGAAACGUGCAACUCUCUGGUCGAUAUUUCGCGUACCUAGUGACUCGUGGUACGCAUUUUGAGGAACAACGAUCACUUUGAUUCGAUUUUAGCGAACACUGAAGAAACAGAUCAAUUAUCAAUAUGUACUGGGGAGACCUCGCAGAUAAGUUGGCGGAGCAUUCCAUUGUGAUUAUUUUCCUUGCUCUCGUGGUUGUUUUGCUGUUUUUAAGACACACCAGACCGUCAGUCAAGAGAAAACCACCCGGUCCUUGGAGUCUACCGGUGAUUGGCAAUAUAUUUCUCUUCGGAUCAGCUCCUCACAAGAACGUCACAAGGCUCGCUAAACAGUACGGAAGAGUCUUCGCUAUGAAACUUGGUAGCAGAGAGGUCGUGAUUCUCAAUGACAUCAAGACAGUUAAGGAGGCUCUUCUCAAGAAUGGCACCGACUUCUCAUCUCGCCCUCCAUUGCACAGUUUUAUAUCGUCCAGCCGAGGUGAUAGAACAGUUGCAUGGCCCGUGUUUGGUCCAAAGUACGCCAACAACAAGCGAGCGACGGAAUUGGCCAUGCGAGCUAUCCUUGAAAAUGACAAGUACCUCUCCAAAAUAGUCCUUAGAGAGACGCACGUGUUAAUCGAGAGUCUCCUAAACUCGGACGAGGGCCGGUUCGAUCCUUCUUACCUGUUAAAAUUCUUUGCCUGUAGUUUGCAGUUUUGUUUGUUUUUCGGGGACAAGUUACGCGACGCUUACGUCAAGAAGGCUCAAUUCAUGAUGGACGGUUCAACAGAUUUUAUAGAAAAUAGUGCCGUGGGUAACAGCGUAGAUUUCAUGCCGUGGAUGAAAGUGGUGUUCAAGAAACAAGUGGAAAAACUUGACGCAUCCAUCGCAGAACUUACCACAUUUGUCAAGAAAAUUUUUUUCCUCCUGAAGAGUGAUUCCAGCCUGAACAACUUAGACGAGUCACUUUCCAGGAUGCCCACUACCUUCGUCGAGGCAUUGGCGAAAGUAGUGAACGACAGAGAUGCAUUAGAUUUUGGAAACGAACGUUUCAGUAAAGACUCCUUGGAGGGAAUUUCAAGACACUUUGACGAUGAAACUUUGAUUAAUAUAACAGCUGACUGUUUCGGCGGGGGAUACGAAAAAUUAUCCACCGCCCUCCGUUGGGCUGUGGCUUACCUCGUGUCCCAUCCCGACGUGCAAACGGAAUUGCAGGAUGAGCUUAGACGCGUGAAAGGUUCUACGCCCUUGACGCUCCACGACAGAAACAGCUUUCCACUUUUAGAGGCAACAGUUCUUGAGAUCUUGCGGAUGAGCAGCUUUCUUCCAUUCGCUUUGCCCCACUGCACAACCCAGGAUACCAGUGUGGCUGGAUACCCUUUACCAAAGGGAACCAUUGUCUUUAUUAACCUGUGGGCCUGUUCCCGUGAUCCACAGUACUUUGAAGACCCCAACACGUUCAAUCCAUACCGUUUCUUGGAUGAAACUAAACAGAACAUUGUACGAUCACCGUGUUUCUUGGCGUUUUCAGCAGGGGACAGAAAAUGCCCCGGAGAAAGCUAUGCUAAGUCAGUUAUGUUCCUGGUGUUGGGCACCAUAUUGCAAAACCUUAAACUUCGCAAUGGAACCGAAGAUCCCAUCGAAGACAAGUUCGGGCUGACCAUUCGUCCAAAGGCGUACAAGAUUCGCGUUGAAGCGAUUCAGUGAAUAUGGAGUAAGGAACUUUCAAGGAAUGAAAGGUACACAGCUUGACAUAAAGGCUAAAUGACUGUCAGAGUGUGAACUGAUGAUUUGACAUCGAUUCAUUGAUAGUGAUACAAAGGACCAAGUAAGUCUUGAUUCUUCAGGUUAAGAUAGUGAAAGUCGUUUUCUCCUUAAUUAGGCAUGACCAAACAAACCGCUGCUGAUCUUAAGCUCCGUGAAGAGCACUGCAAGAUUGUUGGUUCAGACUUUUUUAACCAUUUUCCUACUUUCAUGUUUUUCUUAUAUGUAGAUAUAGAACUUAAAACGGGCGGACUGCACCUUUGAGUGUAGUGACAUAA
Molecule: messenger RNA, 3534 nt
Organism: Pocillopora damicornis (cauliflower coral)
Lineage: Eukaryota; Metazoa; Cnidaria; Anthozoa; Scleractinia; Pocilloporidae
Product: cytochrome P450 1A1-like
Biological process (GO): progesterone metabolic process; hormone biosynthetic process
Molecular function (GO): heme binding; iron ion binding; steroid 17-alpha-monooxygenase activity
Source: RefSeq, a predicted model, not a curated record